GCUCAGUGUUUGAAAAGAGCUUUACGUGUCAGUAGGCAAUCGAUCUUCUGUAUCUGGGUUGUCCAUUUGCAACGCUUUGUAGAUUUCUUGUUGCCUGAUAGGAUAUUUGCAACAAAGUAGUACCUACCUUUCAGGUAGACACAUUUGCCGAGAGGAGUUAAAAUGGGUCGCACGAUGAACUGUGUCAUAGUUGCCGUAGCCUGCGUGGUUGCCACCACUGGAGUACGAGGGGCCGACGUGCCUGUAGAGGCAAUGAAUACCCCAACAGAAUUCGAGAUGAGCGCCCCAGAUAGGCAAACAGGAAAGCUUUCCGAUUUACCGCCAUUUGCUGAGCUGCCACAGCUGGCAGAAAUACCAAAGCUCUCCGAACUUCCGAAAAUUGCGGACAUGCCGAAGUUUUCGGAUAUGCCCAAGAUGGCCGAGAUGCCCAAGUUAUCAGACAUACCCAAGAUGGCUGAGAUGCCCAAGUUAUCAGAUAUACCCAAGAUGGCUGAGAUGCCCAAGUUAUCAGAUAUACCCAAGAUGGCUGAGAUGCCAAAGUUAUCAGAUAUGCCCAGAAUGGCUGACAUUCCACAGUUUCCAGAGAUGCCUAGGAUGGUUGACAUGCCUCAGUUUCCAGAAAUCCCCAGGAUGGCUGAUACGCCGCAAUUUCCGGAGAUGCCCAAGAUAGCUGACAUGCCAAAGUUUCCAGACAUGCCAAACGUCACUGAGAUGCCAAAGCUUGCAGAUUUGCCAAGGCUUGCUGACAUGCCCAGUAUUGCCGACAUGCCCCGGCUCUCAGACAUGCCCAGUAUUGCAGACAUGCCCCGGCUCUCAGACAUGCCCAGUAUUGCCGACAUGCCCCGGCUCUCAGACAUGCCCAGUAUUGCCGACAUGCCCCGGCUCUCAGACAUGCCCAGUAUUGCCGACAUGCCGAAAUUCUCUAGUAACGAGUUCAUGGCAAAGUUACCAUAUUCUGGCGAUAUGGACACCGUCCUUUCCGGACUCAAGGAGUUUUUUACCCCGCUCUCUGACCUAAUCAAGCCAGAAGCUGCUUCCCUGACAAGCCUGGUCAAGCCAUCUGGAGUUUUCUGA
Toxoplasma gondii ME49 is the source of this 1074-nucleotide messenger RNA. RefSeq names its product C protein immunoglobulin-A-binding beta antigen, putative. The record is from RefSeq and is a predicted model, not a curated record. NCBI's taxonomy places the organism in Eukaryota, Apicomplexa, Conoidasida, Eucoccidiorida, Sarcocystidae. The transcript has 2 exons. Bases 163 to 1074 code for a protein of 303 amino acids.